GCUGCACGCAUGCGUGUACGGACCAUCCGACGUACGUGCUGUACGUGAACGCCGCGCCGAAGAACUAUAGGCCUACCUACAUAAUCUACUACCAGUACUAUCGUGAUCGUCCAUCAAUCCGGAAUCAGCUGAAGCAGUGUGAAUUGCAGAUACACAAUCAUGGUCAAGGUUGGCAUAAAUGGAUUUGGUCGCAUUGGUCGCUUGGUGUUGCGAGCUGCCCUUCUGAAAAGUGACAUUCAAGUUGUCGCAAUAAAUGACCCCUUCAUUGAUCCUGAUUACAUGGUUUACAUGUUCAAGUAUGACUCGACCCAUGGCAUGUUUCCAGGGACAAUCACAAGGAAAGGGGAUGAUAUCCUUGUCGUGAACAAUACGCACAUCAAAGUUUUCUCCAAGAAAGACCCAUCUGCAAUUCCUUGGGGUGAUAGUGAGGCAGAGUAUGUUGUUGAAUCCACUGGUGUGUUUACCACCAUUGAGAAAGCUGGAGCACAUAUCAAAGCAGGUGCAAAGAAAGUCAUUAUAUCUGCACCUUCUGCCGAUGCUCCCAUGUUUGUAAUGGGUGUCAAUCAUAAAGAGUACAAGACAGACAUGGACAUUGUAAGUAAUGCUUCCUGUACAACCAAUUGUUUGGCACCCUUGGCCAAGGUGAUUGAUGACGCAUUUGGGAUAACCGAGGGACUGAUGACAACGGUGCAUGCUUAUACUGCUACUCAAAAGACUGUGGAUGGACCGAGUGCAAAGAAAUGGCGUGAUGGUCGUGGUGCUCACCAAAACAUCAUCCCAGCAUCCACCGGUGCAGCCAAGGCUGUUGGCAAAGUUAUUCCCAAGCUUCAGGGAAAACUUACAGGAAUGGCUUUCCGUGUUCCGGUGCCGGAUGUUUCUGUUGUUGAUCUGACUGUUCGUCUGAACAAGCCAGCAUCCUAUGAUGACAUAAAAGGAGCCAUCAAAGCAGCUGCAGAAGGUCCACUCAAAGACAUUCUGGGAUAUACAGAAGAACAGGUUGUGUCUAUGGAUUUUCGUGGAGAUACCCGCUCCAGUAUAUUUGAUGCUGCUGCAGGAAUUGCUCUCAAUGACAACUUUGUUAAGUUAGUUUCAUGGUAUGACAAUGAAUAUGCGUACAGCUUCCGUGUGGUGGAUCUGAUUGCGUACAUGGCUUCUGUGUAACAACCCAACGGUUAUUUUCGUGGCAGAUUUAUGUUUUUGUAGUUUUUUGGUUUUUGUUAGGGAUUGAUGAGAGUACUAGAAAUGCAGUUAAUAAUCUAAAUUGAAAGGCUUAUGUUUGGACUAGCUCACCUCAAACACAUUAGAUUGAACUACCUUUUCUCCAAUUGGGUGUCGUUCAAAGAAAACAAGUUUAAAAAGAACUUGUCUCAUUCAUAAUUGAAUGUUAAUGUAUCAAUUUAUUUCCUGGUACGUAAACUCAUCCUUUACAAAUAUUCUAAUAAUAUUAAACUAAUCAAUGUUUGAACAUUUUAAAGAAAUAAUACAUGUAAGAUUAAUAUUGUAAAAAUCUUACCUUCUUUGAUGUGUUACACUGGUAAACAUAAUUCUGUCCCUACCCAAUUUUGGGUGAUGUUACAUUUACUGGUUGAAUUUCAGACAAAUUUGUAAGAAAAUCUCACUGCUUUAUAGAGGAGGUAUUUAGGAUGCUCUUUGCAGAUACAACACAGAUGAAUCUGCUGCAUUUCUGGUCCAUCACAAAAAUAGAAUUGGUGGAGUGCCAGAAAAGUAUGAAAUGUCGCUAUAAAUAUUAUGCAUUGGGCAAAUGACAAAUAAGAUCCUCAUUACUCUGGCACACAAUAGAAAAUUUCAAGAGGAUUUAUUAAACAAAUAAUUCAAUCAUUCUUAAAAACAAAAGGAAAAAACAGGAUUGCAUUUAAAGGGACGUUACGGCCUGGAAUGCGCCCAAUCUGGGCUACAAAACUCAUUUUAAACGAAACGAUAUUAAAUAGAGCAUUUAAGGAAAAUGUAAACAUCCAUACAACCAUCCUUUAAAAACUGGGCAUUUUUUUGUUAUUCUUGUGAGAACCAUGCAAGAACAAAUUGGGGGGGGGGGGGUUUAACAUUUUGUCUCGGAAACAUCGAGCUGUUCAGUGCUAGAAGUGAUCAAGCUGCACAGUGGUUUGCAUUCUGUGGACGUGUAAAAUACAUUUGUGUAUUGGGCUGCGUAUAUAAUGUACCACACACACAACGUGUCGUGUACAUUGAAUAGUACCACUCGGGAACUGUAAGACAUUAGGUUGGUUUCCUUUCAACCAGACAUUUGAAAUAGUACAAGUAAACAAUCCAAAACAUGACAUUUUGGGGAUUUCAGGUCGUAAUGCCCCUUUAAGACUUAAUCGAAACAUCUGAAUCAUAUGGUCCUGAUAGAAAUGAUUCUAUCGAUCACUUGAUAGAAUCCCAAUCAAAUUUUUAGCAUUUUGAAAAGAGGGCUUUGACAGAAAUUUGUGCAUGCAGGGCUUUGAUAGUUAUAUUAAUAUGAAAACACAUUAGUGAGAAGUAUAAAUUAAAAACAAUAAUAAAUCAUGUUAGGUUAACAGUUGGAAUGUUACCUUAACCUUGCAAAAAUGUUUCAUUGUCUUUGAAACUCUUUAGACCGUGUUGUCCAUAAAUGCAUAUACCGCUACCACUAUCCACCUGGUGAACAAUUGUACACCAAAUGAUAUAAGUGUAACUAAGGGAGGAUGGAGAGUUAUGAAAUGACAAUAAUUCAAAGAUGUAAGUGCACAUUCAAACUCGGUACUCAUAUUGUAAGGGUCAUUUCUUCAUGUUGG
This is a messenger RNA of Patiria miniata (bat star), 2771 nucleotides long. Its product is annotated as glyceraldehyde-3-phosphate dehydrogenase-like. The record is from RefSeq and is a predicted model, not a curated record. Gene Ontology annotation, molecular function: NADP binding; NAD binding; oxidoreductase activity, acting on the aldehyde or oxo group of donors, NAD or NADP as acceptor. NCBI's taxonomy places the organism in Eukaryota, Metazoa, Echinodermata, Asteroidea, Valvatida, Asterinidae. Gene Ontology annotation, biological process: glucose metabolic process. The transcript is spliced from 10 exons. The coding region runs from base 160 to 1161 and encodes 333 amino acids.